Messenger RNA from Esox lucius (northern pike), 799 nucleotides. It is a transcript of the gene mif, whose product is annotated as macrophage migration inhibitory factor. The record is from RefSeq and is marked provisional. NCBI's taxonomy places the organism in Eukaryota, Metazoa, Chordata, Actinopteri, Esociformes, Esocidae. Gene Ontology annotation, molecular function: cytokine activity; phenylpyruvate tautomerase activity.
CCUUCGAAAUUUGCGGAAGUACGCCGACUGGCUGGAGGAACUGUCAAGCUUACUGUAGUGCUCUGCUAAUCACGGUUAAUAUUCCCUUUAAAGAAAUAGGUUUAUCGACGCAACCAUCAUGCCUAUGUUUACGGUAAAUACCAAUGUGGCCAAGAGUGACAUUCCUCCUGCACUGUUGUGCGAGGCCACAGAACAACUGGCCAAAGCGAUGGGCAAACCUGCGCAGUACAUUGCUGUGCACAUCAACCCGGACCAGUUGAUGUUUGGAGGAAAAGGAGACCCUUGUGCCCUCUGCUCCCUCCAUAGCAUUGGAAAGAUUGAAGGAGCUCAGAAACAGUACUCUAAAUUAAUUUGUGGACUGCUCAACAAACACCUGGGCAUCUCCCCUGACAGGAUCUAUGUGAACUUCUUUGACAUGGAGGCAGCUAACGUGGCCUGGAACAACUCUACCUUCGGCUAAGCACGAGAUCUGAACUUCAGUGGGAGUUUGCUCUUACUUUCCUCUUCUGUAGAAAGAGAGAAGCAGCAUAUGCAUAAUUGCUGAGCGGUGUGAUAAAUGCACGUAAAUGGACCCUUGCUUUAUUACGGACCCUUGAUUUGCUCUGGACCAUUUGAAUUUGAUGUUACAAUAAAGUGACUCUCCUGAUAUCAACUUUCUACAUUUUCCCAGGGUUUGUUUUACAGGCUGGGUGUUUUGCACUGCUUAUAAUCAAGCAUGAAUGAAGAAGUGUUUCCUCACACUAACAAUUUUUUUAUUUAAAUGAUAUACAGUGUCUCAUAAAAGUGAGUACACCCCUCC